AGCGUCGAGAGAGAGGAGAGGAGAGGAGAGGAGAGGAGCGAGAGGGAGAGAGAGGCAGCGCUGCCGGGAUCAUCAGGAGAGCCGCCCGCUCUGGCCCCGUGCCACGGAGAGGAGGGGCAGCGGAUCCCCAGAGCCCAUUAAAAAGCCAGGCUUAGCCGAGGAAAACACCUCCAUAGAAGGAAGGAAGGAAGGCAGGCAGGCAGGCAGGAUCAGACGGAGAAGAAGCGGGGAAGGAGCCGUGACAUUCUGCGUGGCUUCUCGUCUCCCGGCGGCAGGGCUGACUCUCUUCCUUUGCGCCUCCGCCCGAACGAAGCAGAGGCCAAACUUUGGGAGCCCGAGUGGGGAGCCGUCCCUCCCUGCGCGCGUGGGGGCGAGUGUGUGCCUGGAUGAAGCGGCGGGAGCCCUGAGCAGCGCCCACUCCCCCUCGCUCUCUUUCUCGCCAGCCCCGCCGUUUGCUCUCUCGCUCGCCCGCCCUCCCUCCGUUUUUCCUUCCUCCCUUCCUCCCUCUCUCUCCGCCUGCCGCCAAGAUGAGCGCUGCGCUGCGGAGCCUCCUGGCCUGGCUGGCCCUGCUGCUCCUGGGGAGGAUGGACCGCCUGGCCGACGCCUGCAGCUGCUCCCCGGUGCACCCGCAACAGGCGUUUUGCAAUGCAGAUUGAUCAGAGCAAAGGCUGUCUCUGCAAAAGAGGUGGACUCCGGUAAUGACAUAUAUGGGAACCCCAUCAAACGCAUCCAGUAUGAGAUCAAGCAGAUAAAGAUGUUUAAAGGCCCUGACCAAGACAUUGAAUUCAUCUACACGGCUCCUUCCUCAGCAGUGUGUGGAGUGACGCUGGAUGUCGGUGGCAAGAAGGAAUAUCUCAUUGCAGGGAAAUCUGAGGGCAAUGGCAGAAUGCACAUCACUCUGUGUGAUUUCAUCGUUUCCUGGGAUUCCCUCAGUGCUACCCAGAAGAAGAGUCUCAACCAGCGUUACCAGAUGGGCUGUGAGUGCAAGAUCUCCCGCUGCCCUUCCAUCCCUUGCUAUGUCUCUGCUCAAGAUGAAUGUCUGUGGACAGACUGGGUGACGGAGAAGAACAUCAAUGGGCGGCAGGCAAAACACUAUGCCUGCAUCAAGCGGAGUGACGGUUCAUGUGCGUGGUAUCGUGGUGUGGCUCCACCUAAGCAAGAGUUCCUUGACAUCGAGGACCCCUGAGUCCCCAGGGUCAUGGCAGGUCAUGGCAUUCCUGUAGCCAAUAGCAACAAAGCCUGUAAGAAAUUAGAUUGGUCCACCUUUGACAUCACCUCCUGGAAACAGCAUGAAAAUAAGGUCUCCUGGGCAGGCACAAUAAUGGUGGGGGUGGAGGGGGGAUGUCUACACUACUUGCAUAUUGCUUUGUCUAUUUCCUCUGAUGCAUUGUGCCAAGGCAUAUUUUCGUUGGGAGUCACAGUUGCCAACAUGCCAAGGCACAGUGGGGAGAACAAGAGUGAACAAUAUGCUUGGCUGAAGAGUGUUGCCUCUGAUUCUGUGUAGCAGGCCUACCAGGUUCUUCUUGCCUUGAGAAAGGACAUCCUAUCCUUUGCUGUGGAGGCAGCCCCUACCCGCUUUGUUUCCCACAAGUUGAAACCCACAUACAGUCCUUUGCGUCCAUCCCCUAUUGAAUUUUCCAAGAUUCGCUUCUGUUUGCCACACACAUAUGGUAGAAUAAGCACAUCUCUUAGCCUCUGUAAAAGAAGGCGGUAAUUCCAUCAUGAAUCAUGACUUCCUUUUGCACUAGUGAGAAAAGUUGCAUUUUCAUCAACCAAACAUUAAGAGGGUGGUGGGUGGUAAUGGUUUCUCAUUUUGAACAUAAUAUUUUAAAGAUUCAAUUUUAGUUAAUGGAUAUUAAGUCCCUGUGCCUGAGAGAUGUGUACACAUUCUGGCUAUGGGGUCUCAGCACUCAAGUUUCAGUAGAAAUACAUUUGCUUAGGAAUUUCAGUUAGUGUAGCAGGACUUCUACUUGGACAGUGUGAUUUAACCCACAUCCUAUUGAGUGUUUGUGCCACUCACAUAAAUCUGGUGCCAAAGCUCCUGCUGGCCAGUGGAAAGGCUAGCUGUUCUCAUUAAAGGUUUAGCAUUUGUCAGCCAAAGCAGGAAUCCUUCUCCUGCUGAUUAGAACUUCUUACUAUGUUGUGUAUGAUAUUUAACAUGCCAGCAUAGCUCCUAGCCCUGCCAUCUGCCCUGUAUAAGAAUGGAUUAAUGUGCCAAGAACUCCUCAGAAGAUAGGAGUAUGUGUUUUGUCCCCAAAUAUGUGAUGACAAAAGCUGGCAAGUCAAGGUUUAGCUUUGUAAACUGUGAGUAUGAGAUGCUGUGUUGGAGCAAUGAAUCAGAGCUUGGCUACUUGUAUACACCCCCCCACCCACACCACGUCUCUGCCUCCAAUGCCCCUUUUUUCUGAGCCACUUUCUUUCCUUUGCUGUGCCUCCCAACAAGGCUCUGCACAGCCACCACCCCUUCCUUUGUCAUAUUCAAAAUCAAACUAUAGGGUUUCCCAAAGUAAUUCCUAGCCAGACCUGCCUCUAGUGGUGUUUUCAUGCUGUUCAUCAAGGUAGAGUUUUAAAGAUGUCAUAUUGGACCAGUCUGUUUAAUUUCAAUAUAUUUUAAAAAAAGGAAAAAAAAGAAAAAAAUCUGUUCAGUCCAAUAUAAGACUCCUGUUUUUCUUCCUGUAUGGUUACAGUCUAUGUGACAUUUACCCUUCUCCCUUUUUCUUUCCAUCCUUCUCCCUUUCUCUGUGCUGAUAUUUUUUGAUUUUAAUAUUUUCCAUUUGUUUUGGCAAUCAGUUGUAUCAUUCCUCUACACCAUUAUUUUUUUAAUUCCUUGUUUAGCUGUUAGAUUUGCACUUAUUCUUGUUUUUUUAAGGGGUUCUGCAUUGGAAGCUUCUAACAUAAUAGUGGGAAGAAGGUUGAGAUAUCUGGAGGGUGGAGUCCCUUCUCUUACUUCUGAGUGCCAGUGGUGGGGUGUGGGGUGGGGGUUAGUAGUAUUUCUCCUUCCGUCUUCCUCCUCAUGCCUCUGCAACACGCACAGGCCUUUUUUCUUGAGCAGUGGUUCUCAACCUGUGGAUCCCCAGAUGUUUUGGCCUUCAGCUCCCAGAAAUCCUAACAGCUGGUAAACUGACUGGGAUUUCUGGGAGUUGUAGGUCAAAACACCUGGGGACCCACACAUAGAGAACCACUGUUCUAGAGGCUGAAGGCUGACUGGGACAAGUGAUUACUUCUUGCUAGCCAGUUUGCAGUUUAUGUGCCUGCCAGCGGUUGCAAGAUGUAUCUGCCAUUCCAGUAGCAAUCAUUGUGAAAGAGCAGUUAUCAAAAGCUCAUGGAUUGGUUUAAUUUAUAGUUGUGGGUUUUAGUGCCACACUGAACCUUCCCUGAUAUAUAUAUAUGCACAAACACACUUAACAGUUUCCCCUUCUUCAUGCCAGCAAUUCAAAAUAUUUUUAAAAAGUUUACAUUAUUUUCAAAUCUUUGCUUAGUAAGUAUGAAAAAUAAGUAUCUUAACGCUGCCAUAAUUUAAAGCUUAUUGGGGAGCUGGGGUUGGGAUGUUGUUUGGUGGGUGGAGUAAUAUGGGAGGGGGGCAGGGACAGGGGGGGGUCUCUUUUGUUGUUGUUGGAUUCUGAAAGCUGAGAUUUUCUUGUGCUGGGAACACAUGAAAGUUGUUGAAUAGACAAGCAGACUGUGCAUGUCUCUGAUGCUUUGUAUAAUUCAUACGUGGACACUUGAGUCUUCGGACAAUAAACAGUAUUAUCAAAUAAAGCCGGAAUAGUCUCUA
Messenger RNA from Anolis carolinensis (green anole), 3775 nucleotides. It is a transcript of the gene timp2, whose product is annotated as TIMP metallopeptidase inhibitor 2. The record is from RefSeq and is a predicted model, not a curated record. Gene Ontology annotation, molecular function: protease binding; metalloendopeptidase inhibitor activity. Gene Ontology annotation, cellular component: extracellular matrix. Bases 755 to 1186 code for a protein of 143 amino acids. The transcript has 5 exons. Lineage: Eukaryota; Metazoa; Chordata; Lepidosauria; Squamata; Anolidae. Gene Ontology annotation, biological process: negative regulation of membrane protein ectodomain proteolysis; response to cytokine; response to hormone.